Camelina sativa (false flax) is the source of this 1749-nucleotide messenger RNA. Lineage: Eukaryota; Viridiplantae; Streptophyta; Magnoliopsida; Brassicales; Brassicaceae. The record is from RefSeq and is a predicted model, not a curated record.
AUGGCUCCGAAUGAGAAUCCUUUCUUCUUGCACAGCUUCGAUCAUGCGGGGAUGAGUAUUGUCUCUGAUCGUCUCUCGUCUGGAGCAGACUUUUAUUCUUGGCGAAGGUCAGUUCAAGUAGCUCUUAAUUUUAGGAAUAAACUUGGAUUCAUUGAUGGAACUCUCAAGAAACCUGCUGAUGAUCAUCGUGAUUUUGGUACUUGGUCACGCUGUAAUGAUAUUGUAUCCACAUGGAUUAUCAAUUCCGUUGAUAAGAAGAUUGGUGCUAGUUUGUUGUUCAUUCCUACCGCCGAAGGCAUCUGGAAAAAUCUCAUGUCUCGCUUUAAACAAGAUGAUGCACCGCAUAUCUUUGAGAUAGAACAAAAGCUCAAUUCUAUUCAACAGGGUUCAUUGGAUGUUACUUCAUAUUAUGUUACUUCAUAUUACACUCUUUUGGUGACUUUAUGGGAAGAGUACAAGAAUUAUGCCGAGCUACCUGUUUGCACUUGUGGUAAAUGUGAAUGUAAUGCAGCUGCUUUGUGGGAAAAGCUACAGGAACGGAGUCAAGUGACUAAGUUCUUGAUGGGUCUCAAUGAGUCUUAUGCAUCCACACGAAGGCACAUUCUGAUGCUAAAGCCUAUCCCAAGUAUAGAAGAGGCUUUUAACAUGGUGACUUCUGAUAAAAGGCAGAGGUCGAUCAAGCCAAAGCCUGAUACCAUGAUCUUUCAAACAUCUGCUCCCACUCAAGACAAUGUUGUUUAUCUAGCUCCUUUCGACAAUGUUACUUUUGCUGCUAUUCAGAAUACCUAUCACCCUCGAGGUUCUCGACCUUUAUGUACCCAUUGUGGUCAAACUGGACAUGUGGUACAAAAGUGCUUCAAGCUCCAUGGUUAUCCUCCGGGUUACAUACCAGGAUUCAAGAGCACUUUUGCUAACUACCAAGCAGCGAAUCAGCAGCGAGCAUCCGCACCGGGGAAUCAAUUCCGAGGACAUUCACCUAACCCUCGACCUCCAGUACACACGGUUGCAAAUGUUGUUACAAAGACUUCUUCUCAUUUGCAAUCUGCUCCUGCUGCUGCCUCCAAUCUUGAUGUGAGUACUCUGACAGGUGAUCAGAUACAAACCCUUAUUCAACAACUGAAUGCUCAGGUUAAACCUUUGGAUGGUCCAGUUUCAUCUUCUCAAGUCUCGUCCAUUAAAGAACAUGGUGCUAUGGCUAUUCAGUCUUCAUCUGGUAAUCCUUUAACAUUUCCAACUCGUUUUUCUUCCUCCUCUUUACGUUUUGAGAACAACUGCCUUACUUUUCAACAUCAAUGUCUAUCAUCUCUAUCCAAACACAUUCCUCAUGGUAGUUGGAUCAUAGAUACUGGAGCAACUAGCCAUGUUUGCUCUGAUUUGACCUUUUUUAGUGAAACAGUUACUAUCUCAAGUGUCACAGUCUCGUUACCGAAUGAGGCUAAGGAGUCUAUUCAGGACUUGAUGAUUGGUAAAGACUACUUGUUACAUAAUCUUUACGUUCUGCAUCUUGAUUCGUCUCCUGCAAUCAUCCCUGAGUUAUUGGCAUCCGCAUCUCCUGCUCAUUUCACUGGAUCCUUGGAAGUCGAUGGACAUCUUUGGCACCAACGCCUUGGACAUCCAUCUCCUGACAAGUUAAAGCUUCUUACUGCUUCUUCUCCUUUCGAUCUAGUCCAUUUAGAUAUCUGGGGACCUUUUUCUGUUGAGUCUAUAGAGGGAUAUAGAUACUUCCUUACAAUAGUUGAUGAUUUAUAA